This is a messenger RNA of Lethenteron reissneri (Far Eastern brook lamprey), 13234 nucleotides long. RefSeq names its product ST3 beta-galactoside alpha-2,3-sialyltransferase 2 (gene ST3GAL2). Gene Ontology annotation, biological process: sialylation. Gene Ontology annotation, molecular function: beta-galactoside (CMP) alpha-2,3-sialyltransferase activity. Gene Ontology annotation, cellular component: membrane. NCBI's taxonomy places the organism in Eukaryota, Metazoa, Chordata, Hyperoartia, Petromyzontiformes, Petromyzontidae. The record is from RefSeq and is a predicted model, not a curated record.
GGUUGGCUGGAUGUGGAGGGGUUGGGGAUGCGGGAGGAGUGCGCAGUGGAGCGGGUAUAUAGCGAGGGGCAUCACCACCACCACGACCAUCACCACCACCACCACCACCCUCUUGCUCUGCUUCAUUGCAACGGAGGAGUUUGGCCAGACGGGUAGACGCUUGACGGAAGGACCUCUGGGCAAAGUGUGGCGGGGAGGGUUGCGCAGAAGUCAGUCGCAGCCUCUUUGUCUCGUUAAAACAAAACAAGAAAACUGCAUCACUCCGAAGAAGAAGAAGACGCAUCCCACGGCUCCUGCCUGCUCCGUUGAUGGCCACGGGCAUGCUGCUGCUGGAGGGCUGAUUGAGGACAACCUCGCCGAACAGUGUGUGUGCAGCCAGCUUGGCGGUCGCUCGCAGCAGCUGACAAGCACCCCCCCCUCCGCGCCCGCAACCCGGGUGACCGCGUGCACGAGCAGCAGGCCGUGCGGCUGGUGCAAAAGACGAUGGCCGCGUGGAAGUGCAGCCCGCGCGUGAUGCUGCUCACGAGCCUAUCGCUGGUGCUCACGCUCACCACCGUCUACAUAAAGCACACGCGCACUGAGCCGCCGCUCAGCACCAGGCUGCCCACCGCCCUCGUCACGCACAGGGUGAAGCUGGUGCCCGCGCGCAGCGGGGACGCGCUGCCGUCGCGGCGCGGGGGCCUGGGCGCCGGUGUGAAGACGUGCGCGUGCGACACCUGCGUCGCCGACUCGGGCCUCUCCGAGUGGUUCGACCAGCGCUUCAACCGAGACAUCGUGCCGCUGUGGACGCGCGAGAACGCCGACCUUCCUGACACCGUGCACCACUGGUGGGGGUCGCUACAGUCGCAAUACAAGGCGCAGGACCUGCGGACGGUGCUGAACCGUCUGUUUGAGAUCAUCCCUGGCCAGAACCCGUACCAGGACCACGGAUGGGCGCGCUGCCGCCGCUGCGCUGUCGUGGGCAACUCGGGGAACCUGCUCGGGGCCGGCGGCGGCAAGGAGAUCGACCAGCACGACUUUGUCAUGAGGAUUAACCAAGCGCCAACCCUGGGCUUUGAGACCGAUGUCGGGGCACGCACGACGCAUCACUUCAUGUACCCGGAGAGUGCCAAGAACCUGCCGGCCAAUGUCAGCUUCGUGCUUGUGCCCUUCAAGGUGCUGGACCUCAUGUGGAUCGCCAGCGCCCUGUCCGUCGGUGAUAUACGAUUUACGUACGCUCCGGUGAAACGGUUUCUCAGCGUAGACAAAGACAAGGUGCUCAUCUACAAUCCCGCCUUCUUCAAAUACAUCCACGACAGCUGGACGGAGCACCACGGCCGCUACCCCUCCACUGGCAUGGUGGCGCUUUUCUUCGCGCUGCACGUCUGCGACGAGGUGGACGUGUACGGAUUCGGCGCUGACAGCCGGGGCAACUGGCACCACUACUGGGAAAACAACCGCUACUCGGGCGAGUUCCGCAAGACGGGCGUGCACGACGCCGACCACGAGGAGAAGAUCAUCAAGCAGCUGACCGAGGCCGGCAAGAUCAGUGUACACAGGGGCAGAUGAUGCCCCCCCCCUCCACCCACCCAAAACUUCCCCUCCGCGCACCACCCUCCAAGCAUCUUGCUUUCCGCCAGACUGCAGAGUACCCAUGCGCAUCAUCUUGCGGCGGGGAGGAAUCGCGCGCCACGGGGGAAAGGACGGCCGAGCAGCAGGGAGGUGUCUUGCCUUGGUUCGCUUGCGGCCGCCUCAAGUAUCCUCCACAGACGUUUUUUUUCAAUUUGCCCGUUGGAAAAAAUUUCCGGCGUCGCAAUUUGCGUCAACUCUCAACCGCUUCCCAAGUCCCGUGAACAUGAAUGCGAAUGCACACACAUUUUUAUUUCUUCGAUCGUGUUAUCACAGGAUCCGCUGUGUGUCGAAUUCGGUCUUGUGAAGGAAGUUUUGAAGCUUGUAAAUAAGCCGGGCUCGGCGUGUUCAGAAGGCCGGCCCUGUUGGGCCCUCCUGCCUGCCGCUGUGUGAACGGAUCUCUGCUUCUGUCGAAGGCUUUGUUUUGACCAUGACUUCUCGUCCUGUAGGGAGAUCAAUAUUUUCUGGAACGCCCCUUGCUCUGUCCAAGACCUGGCAUUGUUAGAAGCUCAUAACAGGCUAUAAUGUUGGAUUAUGGUGAUACUUAUUAUUUAAAUUUAAUAAUUUUUCAACAUUUUCUAGUGGGGAAUUUGUGGGCACCAAUAAUUUGUGUGCUCAUGGUCUUCCAUUAGGAUUACAUGUCACGGUAGAUGUUUUAUUGGUUUAGUUUUUAUCAGUGUUUUCUUACCUUUUUUGCACAUUUAAAUUCUGUGAAUGAUGUUGAUUUCACUUCCACUAUCAUUUACAACUUAUUCACGACAUUUCCGUCGGUGUAGCUGUUCUAUAAAUCACCGAUCCUCACGGGCUAAGUGACCACAGGCAAUAAUCUUGAGCAUAAUCGUCGUGCGUACAUCACGAACACAAAUACAACUUUGGUAUUUGCGUAAUCGUCUGUCGCUCACGGGGGAGCACAAUGAAUCAAUCGGUCCACGUUUGUUUAUCAUAAUUGCCAACGAUGAAUUAUGUUAAGACAAUGAACAACAAUUAAGUAUUUAAGACAUUUUAAGAAACCUUUUAUCCCCCCCACCCACCCUGUAGACGCGGGAAACGUAUGAAGUAUUAUUCUGUGGUUCUUUUGGUAAAGUCACGUAGAUAGAAAAUAAAAAUAAAAUUAAAUUAAAAUUACGAAUAUAAUAUUUUAGAAAAGCAGUCUUCAUCCUGCAGUCACGAAAGUUUUAAGUCAAAAUAUGAAGGAUUGUUUAGGUGAAUUCAGUUUUCCAUGAUUUCCACCACACCCACCCGGUACAUCGCCAGUAAAAGCUUCGUUCCACACGUUACGCAGUGGAAGUUAUAUUUCUAUGGCCGAGUGUUGGGAAGGUGCCUUAAUGUGCAUGUAGCAUAGCCCAUGCGAGCCUCAAUAUAGAAGGCAGAAACGGAAAGGAAAAUAAGUUUGCUUCCCUUGACAUUUUCCAGCGUUCACUAUUUCACGUGUAUAAACCUUUGACUACAAUAAUAUUUUAUUGAUUUACUUGUUUCCGUUGGAUCAUCCAUGCAGUGGUCACCGACACGCUCCGUACGUAGACAUGGGAACAUCACUCCAGUGCCUAGCACUUGGAGAAGUUAGCUAAUGCUUUAAUUUGUUUCCAUAUGCAUUCGUUUAUUAUACACAUCUAGGCGUAGGGGCUCCCCCACCUCCUUAGAGGGGGCCAGGGAUGGAACCCCCCACCCACGUGACCUCCCCGAAGCCCACGUUCCUCGGUGUUUUAAGUUCCUUACUCGAACGAGAAGGGACACGUCUUGCGAGCUCGGCGAAAUAACUGCUUCUCGGCAGGUUUUCGUGUCGGUGACCACCGAAGAAAUCCAUAUUUAAUGUAAUUCAAAUAUUGUUUUUUUAAAAUAUGUAUAGGAUACACAUGCAUCACGUACACAGGCACACAUGUGUACAGGGUCACCUAACGUGACUUAGACAGUGCUAACCUACCACUCAACGCUGAGGUUUAAAUUAUGAAAUAUUUUGAGGUAGCGAUAAUCCAGAAGGUAUAUGACUGUUUGGUCUAGAUAUGACAUCCCUUGCAGGUGUGUUAUUUUUAUUCAGAUUUGACUUGCUUGUAGUAUGUACAGAAUGGAGGUCGAACUGCACACCUUGUGUAAGAGGUAUGGAAAUGUACAAUUUGUAUUCGUGUUCUUGAAAAUGUCAAUUCCAUGCGACGUGGUUGAGUGUAAGCAAUGUAUUAGCGAUGAGAGCGCAGAUUUGUUGUGAGUAGAGAAAGUGCUUUGAAUAAUUUGUAGUGUUUAUUUUUAUAAAAAAUGUCUUUUAUUUGUUUUAGCUAUUUUUAUUGCGUUGAUAAAAAUUUUACUCACUGUCACAUAGGUCGGAGCCAACAGUGUCACUUCGAUACAUACAUGAAUGAUUAAAAUGGCAAGCAUCCCAGAGAAAUUCCAUGCAGGAGAUGGAGCAAUGAAAUUUGGAUCGUGUACAGGUGCGAGGUGGAUUUUUUUUUUCUCCAGUGGUAUAGAAGAAUCUUAAUUGUCAAUAUUCCUAUAGUGCAAGCACCAGCUCCCAGUAACAUCGACCCCAACCAAACCUCCACUCCGCCCUAGUGGAUGAGUGGGCGGGUCAGUAGGUGGUUGGGUGAGUAAGUGGGUGGGUGAGUUGGUGGCUCAGUGAGUGAGUGGUUGAGUGUUUGGGUGGGUGAGUGCCCGGUGGAUUGUGAACAUGGCAGCAAUGUGACAGAUGGCGACGUCUCGGAGAGUCCUUCAGCCAGCGGUAGAUUGAUCACGUGGAUGGUGAAGAAUAAUGAAAAUAAUUGAUUCGAAUAAUGAAGUGGUCCAUGAAAUUUUGUUUUCCGAUAUGGAGCUCAGAGCUGCACAGUUCUUUUUAAAUCUGCACAUUGGCAAGACUUCUGCAGUGGUUUAAUAAUCACUGCCUGCCAUUUUAUGACAACGCAUGAUUAUUUUAAGUUUCGUUUCUCAAACAGCCAAAUUAGAUGUUUUAUCAGUCCCUUUCUUCCCCUGCUAAGUGCACCCAUGUGAAUGAUAAACGAAGCAGCUAUUUUGGCGAAUGACAUGGACAGUUUUGAGUCUUUAAAACAGGACGUGAAAUUACCUUUCAGUAUUUUAUUGCUUAUAUAACUUUGACCUAAAGUUAAACACAAUGCAUUUCAAAAUGUCUGUAAGCAUACUGCUUGUGAGUAAGAUCAGCUGUGCUAGCAUAUGAAGUCGUAUGUUUGUAUCAGCCAUUGCCCCUUGCCUUCCCCCAACCAGUGAAAUGUAACACACGAGAAAUAAAAUGCCCUUUCACGUGAACCUUUUUUAAACAGCUUUCCAACAUGACAGCUGUGCUGCAAGUGCACUGACUAAUAUUACCUUCAAGAUAAACUCAAGGGCUCUGUUCAAGGGUGCUGGUUUCAUGUUGAACAUCCAGUCGCUUGCAAUGUUGAAUCACAUGCAUUGUAUUAACCAAUCAGACCCCUGCAUGGGCUUUCGCGGUUGUGAUGUAUGAUGUACGUCUUCGGAUGUGUCUUCGGGUUGUACCGCAUGAUGUUCGGUACGAUGUCGAACAUUUCCAUCUACGUGCCGGGAGCUACUGCAGGAACUUAAUGGCGCAGUUUAGGUUCUGCUUCAAUUAUUUAAAGAUUCUGGCUGCCGCUGGUGUAUGAUGUAGGUCGGCCGAUGUUACUUAUUUUGAUUAUUAUUUAUUAAAUAACUUUGUCUAGCUGAGAUGAAGCGCCAGCCAUCAACUUAUAUAAUCGAGGCAACACGUGAACUUCUCCAUUCAAUUCCUUAGAAAGCUUCCUGCACAUGCAGUGAAUCGUCGGACAUUAUGCCGAACAGCAGGCGGUAUGAGUCGAUACACACCGUGGAAAUCUAUAUCAAAAUCCUAUAUGCAUCCAUAAAAGGUUUUUUGGGUUAGAUUGCGUAAAUAUAAAUGCGUAAUUAAACGCACCACCACCAUCCAACAGCCAACUCGUAAGGUUUGUCACGUAAACAAAACGUGCCAAUUGUUACUACUUCACUACACCGGUGUGUUGGAGAGUAAGCCCACAACAUUUUCAAUUCAAACUUUUAUCAUGGAAUAAGAUUGGUUGUUAAAGCCUACAUGUUAAACUCCUAAAUGCAUUUCUGCUGUUCUAAGUAUCAUUAUCUUGGGAUGACGUCAUGUGAUCAAUUAUUAUUAUGCAAAUGUGCGGCUCGUGUAGCCCUGCAGUUUGUCUUCAAGGUACAGAGGUGACAGAGAAAACCACUUUAUUUCUUUUUCCCAUCGCAUUGAACCAGUAUUCUGCUCGUGCCAGUUGUGUUGUGGAGGAAUACGAUGUCCAGUCUUUGUACGAUGUGUUUAACGUAGAGCUCCACUCGUAGCUCUGUAGCCAACAACACGAGGGUUUCAUAAGAGGGCGAAACGGUUGUGUGAUGAACAUUAAUGUUAAGAGGGAUUUCAUUGUUUAACUUCUCAAAGAUGAUGCUGUCUCGUUUUGCCAGAUUCAAUGUGACACUACAGUUUCUUUACGCAUAAGAGGUUUGUUUGGGUUAGAUCGUGUAAAUAUAUAAAUGUGUCGUUAAACCCACCAUGUAAGCAGAACAUGCCAAUUCGGUGCUAGUGUAGUGUGUUGUACGGAGGCACACACUGGAUUUGGAGGCAACACGUUUAUUUAACAACUUCCCAACAGGGUAACUCUAAACGUAACUGGUUCAACAUCUAAGUGAUAAUUCUAGAUUUGAAGCUUUCGUGACUGCAAGGAUUCAUAUUCUUAGGUUUUUUCGGUAAAGUCACGUAGGUAAAAAAUUAAACUCCUAUAUAUUAUUCAGGUGGAACCGUCACAGCACGAUAGCUGUGACGGUUCCACCUGAAGACGGAAGCUUGUGUUGCCUCCGAAACGUCGUGAUUUUUAUUUUAUUUUAAUUUACUUUUUUAAAUUUUAAUUUUUUACCUACGUGACUUUACCGAAAAAACCUAAGAAUAUCUAAGUGAUAGCUAUACGGUUAACUUUGUGAGUAGCGGAUUAACUACACAAACGGGUCAGUCAGCGUACUCGCUGCCUGACCCACGAUGCCGAGCGAAGACCGAAGACCCAGAGACGACGAGACCCCGGACCCCAGGAUGAUUCUACAGACGAGCUCCAAUCCCUGUCGGGGAUUCCCCUUUAUCCCCCAUGGCCCCGCCCUUGGCCACGCCCCACCCUUGGCCACGCCCCGUUCUGGAUCAUGCCAGAAGCUCUCGGCUCCCCGUCACGUGUCCCUCGAGCCCCCUAUGGCAGAGGUCGCAAACGGGUUUUGAUUCCUUACCCGUACCCGGCCGUACCCUACCCGUACCCGGCCGGGUAUUGGGUAGGGUACGGGUACCCGAUUGCGACCUCUGGGAUGAAGCCAUGUUGCAGGCGCGGCGGGUGGGUUGAUUCUAGGAACUUGAAUUGUGAGAAGAGACAAGACGUUGGGAAAUGAGUGACAAACGAUGACUCACCAGUGACUCACGGCCUACCCGUACCCAGCCGCACCAGGGUCGCAAACGGGUACCCGUACCCGUACCCGGCCGAGUAGCCGGGUAUCGGGUAGGGUACGGGUAUCGGGUACCAAUUGCGUCCUCUGCCCUAUGGCCCGCUUGGUGUGGUGUAGAGGGGACUCCCGACAUGCGCUUCCACUCCUGCGACAGUAGCUGGCGCUGAGCGCCAUAGUGACACCCACAAUGUCACUACACUAGUACAGCACACUGGCGUGUUGGAGAGCCAAGCCACAAUUGUAAAUGUUUUAAAUGUUGUGGCUUGGCUCUCCAACACACCGGUGUGCUGUACUAGUGACGAAUUUGCAUGUUCUGUUUACAUGGCAACCCUUACUAGUUGGCUGUGUCGGGUGGUGGUGGGUUUAACGACAUAUAUUUACGCGAAAAGAUAACCAAAAAAACUCUUAUGGACUACACUUCCUGUACUCUACAGUACUUCGAACGGCAACGUGUCGCUGAAAGAGGGCACGAGAUGAAAUAUUUGGAGUCGGACUAAUAUACACUUGGCGAAAUUGAAUUUGCGAUAGCUAUGUGAACAGAAAGAAAUUAUACAAAAUCUAAUAUAAGAGCCACUUGGUAAUGGCAUGGAAGUUUAUUAUGUAAGUCCAGGCAGUUAAAUAUUAAGAUUCCUCUGAAUUAUAUUUACACUUGGCAAAUAAUACAAAAUUACAACCAUUUAGCAAUCCACUGCUAGACGAAAGACAUCUCAUGCCGCGUUGUCACGCAUGGGGGGGUUCUUUGACCAUACUUCACCAUUUUAGUCAGCGCGGGUUGGCGAAGGGCCCAGGACCAGUUCAGAUGUCGCUCGCCGCUGGUGUUGGCCAGUGAGAGGAAUCGUUCUCCAGCUGCUGGGUUCACAGAGCAGUGCGCUAACCACUACACCAUUGGGCCACUCGCACAGUGUGCACAUGUCACAGCUAAAUUUAAAUCAUGUAAGCGAAGUCAAUAAUUGUUUUAAAUAUUUUAUUUCCGAGACUGGUAAUCCACAUCUCCAUGAAAUGAUUUAGCUUUCUGUCUUAAGAGAGACUCUUCCGGUGUCAAGUAAAUACAUUAAUUGACCGAAAUAUCGACAAGAAAACUUUCCCUUAUUUUAAAAUGAAAUUAUUUUAAAACGGACCCAGCCUGGAUGACGGGCGGUUGUUCGCAUGGGGUGAAGUAAUUUACUUAAUUCCGUAUGUUCUUGUGUCAUCUUAUGAACAUGUAAUCAACAUGACUGGUACCUGGCAAUCUCACCUAAAAUUGUGGAUAUCUGAUGUUGGUGAGACGUCAAAUUAAUCAUGGAUAAGCUUACGUCCACGUUCAAAGUUACUUUAGGAAGAGAUUUGGUUGAUGACACGUUAUGCUACCGAACGAAUGCAUAUUUUGCGUUGUUCAUUUCGAAGUAUUAGAUUUCUACGUGUGCAGACAAAUGUGUUUACAUUGUUUCAUUAGCCGCAGAUCCUGUUAAAUCGCAAUAAGUAGUGCAGGUUUUCGCAAUAGACCUCAUCCUAGGCAAUGCUGUGAAUACACUGCGCUUUAUUUUCUAGAAAGUGUUACGAGACGUAAUUGCCAAACUUGAUGAACUCAUGAAACGAAUAAACUCCGCAUUUGAGAUGCAAAUUCUCAGACUUUGCCUUUGCGAUGGAAGUAUGUCCCCUACACGGUGCGCUCACGAAUCUGCGUUGCGCACUUUGAAAUUGAUAGCGGUUAACCCGAAGCACGUCCGGCUGAGCCUCAGGUUGUUGUCGGAGAAGUUUCGUGACUGGGUUUGAGCGCGGAUGGGUGAGAGUAGUGGCUCUUCCCAACCUGGUCCACUGGUGGGCUGUAAUGUACACCUGUUCAUAUUUUAUUGUAUUUCUUUUCAGGGUAGCUAUUAAUUAAAAACACAAUAGGCUAUUGGUGGGUACAUGGGUCGUGCGUUGAGGGAUAGAUCACGAGUCCGCGGAUCCAGAGAGGUUGCGAACCGCUGGUUGAGUGGGAUGUCCCGCUACGCAACCUACACGAGCCUCCCACAGGACUGGAGACGCUGCGAUUUGAUUGAACAAUGACCUUACAUUUGUCAUGUUUUAUUGCCGUGUUGUUAUUUGAAGAGUUUUUUUUACGUCCAUCGACCCUUUAAACGAGGGUUGAAAAAUAAUAGCGCGUUGCUCAAUAUUGUUUCUUUACUGUUGGGUGGAUUCGAGGAGUUUGUGCAGCGUCCGAUGCUUCCCAUUAGCGUCCACCUCCUGUGCAGUUUCCCCUCUCAAACUUUUUGUUCACGCGCGGUUGCUUGAAAUCGUUCCACCAGAUUGACAUUGUGAUUGGCAGGAGGCCCUUCGACUCUUGGCAACCCGGAGCGCGCUUGCAGCUGUCACCAGAACGAACUUCAAUUGGACGGACGACUCGGUCCGUUUCAUCAACAGUUGAUUUCAAAUGUUUGAUUGGCAUGUGCCGCUGCUGCUGUGUUGCGUGCACUUACACUCUACUUAAAAAACAACAACUAUUGUUUGCCUUUCAACUCGACGCAUUCAUGUUUUUUUUUUAAACUGCUGGUUUAAAAAAAAAACUAUUAUGAUAAAUACGAAUGCGAUCGGAAAUAGGGCAGGCAGUACGUUUUGAGGAUGACACACUAACAAUGUAACAUCAACAACGUAAAUGUUAUACUCUUAUAAUAUAAGUAAUGGCAACAUUUUAAGCACUCAACAGAAGGAACAGUAUUAACAAACAAAAAACAUGCUGUACCUGUGAGUGUGUUUUUUCGACCUUGUAAACCACUAAAGCGUACAUGGAUAGCGAAGGGGAUAGAGAGGUUCUGUGACAUACGUAGCAGAUGCAAAACGGCAGACGCAGAUUGUUCGCUUGGUUAUUUUUUUGCGCGCGACCACAUUGAGGCCGUCAGGGUGUGCAUGUAACACGCCAGUGCAAUUGAGGCACACGCGUGCCAGAUUCAUCGCGCAGGACGCCAACUGCUGCACCUCCACUCACCACCCAUCGUUUGCAGAAUGCAGCCGUCUUCAAACCGAUUGCCAGGGGGCACAAUGCAGUGUCUUUGCAGAAUGCAGCCAUCUGCAGACCGCUGCCAAGGGGGGCAAUGCAGUGUCUUUGCAGAAUGCAGCCAUCUGCAAACCGUUGCGUUGUGUCAACUCUGAAGCUGCUGCCUGGGCUGUCACGUUGACGCACUCAAUACGUAAUGAAUAUUGUGCAAAUCUGUGGAGUAUUCAUAACAAAACAAAAACACAAUAGAUUCGUUAAUGACUCUGCCUUAAAGAGUAAAUUAUAAGUGACAUUUUGGUCAGUGGGCCUUCUUCCUCACCAAAAAAUGACAAAGAAGGGAGAGUGACUGUUGCCUGAAAUGCUGGCUACAUUUGUUCAUCUUUAGGUGGCAGUGUUAUUGACUAAUCAUUGCCAUGGGUCUGCGUUAUUGUGCUUUUAGACUACUGCCAACGCAGCAUCAUAAACAAAUAAUGUACGCACGGCCUAACCCAAACCCCAAUUUAUUAAUUCUGAUAUCGGUCAUGAAAGCCUACGUUUUGUGUUGUUUUUUUCUAGGGGGGGGGGGGGGGGGGUGGGAAUGUGUGACAUCUGGCACAGCGAAUGAAAUAGAAAAAAACCCCGAUACGACGAACUCUCUGAAUCGCGUCGUUAGCAACAAAUUGAUCCUCAUCGCUGCGCAACAAUGGGACAGGAAGGGAUCUAGCUUUGCAUGCGGCACACGUCGUAUUGAUCUUGCGCACAUUAACAUCAGCAGAAUGCCCACCGCUGCCCCCCCCUCCAUCGUCAUGGAAAAUCCCCACAAUUGGCAAUAGCACCAGUACCUGUUGUGUGCCUGCAAUGAUACUACAGCUUGAUUCGAUGCCUAAUGGCAGAGUUUGCCGUGGAGUGGCUGUUUGCAUUUUGGAGCGCACCACGAGCCGAGUCAUCCCUGCAUGGCACCUUGCCACUGGAAUAAAUGCGUGCUCGUAUAAUUAUAGGUAGCGGCCUUUCUUUUGUUAUUACUCCAGGGAUCAACGCAAUUUCACUUGCUGUACUCGUGUUACAAGCCAUGUGCCCAUUUAGACACAAUUGGAGGUUUUCAUAUUCUUUGGGUCUUUCGGUAAAGUCACGGAGAUAAGGUUGUGUUAUGAUCGUAACGUCGUAGUUUUUGGUAAUUUUUUUGUUAUUUUCUUUGAACCUAUUUACGUGACUUUACCGAAAGACCCAAAUACUAUGAAUUCCUGCAGUCACGAAAGCUUUAAGUCACGAUUGCAUUGGAGGUUUGUUUAACGAAUGCUUUAGCUUUUGAUUUCCCCUUCAUUUGGCAAAAAAAUUAAAUAAACGUUUAAUAUAAAUGUUGUACAUUUCGUAUCACGAAGAUGCUCCGGUUCAUAGACAAGUACCGUAUAGUCUGCCAGUAGAGAGCGACGUGGCUAUAUGUACCAUAAUGCCAAUUGCCUAAUUUGCGGGUUAUUUCCCAAAAUAGGGCAAAUGUGGACCAUGUUGCCACGAGGGGGUCGAUCACGUCAACUCCGAAGCAAACGGCGUGCAGCGUCAGUGUGGUUGUUACACCGGCGGUGAUCGACAGGGCUGCCUGCCGCAUUCGAAACCACGGACCUUUGCAAAGAGCGGCGACCACGUGUACCACCACGUGGCCAUGUCACUGCAAAAAGACGAAAAGUCGAUGGAGCAUUACUUAACUGCUUCACACUUUAUACUUCGUGUACAAUUUUUGUUUUUCCCUAAGCGUGCCCCUCCACCCCCCCAAGUUUCCCUCCACCCCCCCCCAUCUCCCAGAUUUAAUCUUGUAACAUUUUUAAAAUAUGUGGGUUGGCAGGCAGUAUUAGUGCAUACACGGGCAUUUUGUGUUUUGCAGUGGGAAAAUUCUCUGGAGUAAUUUUCCUUAUGCACACAUGAUCUCUACUGGCAAAAAUUAAGUUUUCUUUCUUUGAGAAGAAAAAAAGAAGGAUCUGCAAAGAUAUUUGAUUUUGAAGAUUCAUUAAAUUUUUACUCACGUGAAUAGAAUAUGAAGUUAUCGUGUGGAAUUAGGUCAUCGCAGUACUGUGUGAUGCAAAAGACAGCCGCAUCGACUUGCAUAACCAUGUGUAUCGUCACUAUGGGAACCUCAUCUGCCAGUAAACAAUUAUCAUAUUUUUUACUGGCAAAUGAGGUUCCAAUGGUGUAAAUGCUUACCCCGAGCUCUCAUACUCUGAUGGUGCAUUGUCUUUGAGUUGUGCGCCUUUUGGCGUCAUCUGGUCCAACCCAUGUGAGACUAGGCUCUAAGGAAAGCUGUCUCGGGUGUAGACCAAUCAACUUCAAAGACAGUGCACAUUAUCAGAGUUAUGUCUUUUGUUUGUAUUAUGACUGCAGGUAUUGCGGUCUAUGCAAACAUGACUCCUUGUAAAAAGGUGUCAGUUGUGUUGCCAGAUAGAAGGGUAAAAAACCAAUUAUCAUGUGUAUCGUGUUCAUUUACAAAGCAACCACUAUGACUCUGUACAGUAUUGUGCAUUUAAGUGUUAACUGAGAGCAGGGAUCGUGGGCCCGGAGGGUAAAAGUUAUUAUUUUGCACACAAGUAAAAACGUGUUUUUAAGUAAUGAAUUAAUAAAUGAUUUAAUAUAAUUCGUGUAGCCGUCUACUUUCCUGGCGAUCUUAUGAUGCAUUUUUUUUGUCUUUGAGGUUUUACAUUUCGUUUUAAUGAGUGAUGUCGGGUUUUGACAAAAAAUCGUACGAUUCUUCUCUCAUGUACAGCUCGGCUUUAAAGCUGGACAAAAAAAUAAACUCUUAGGCUUUAUCUUUCAGAAGAAGUAGUCUUUGAUUUCCAGUAGUUCAGAGAUAGAGCAUCACACGUUGCUGUGGUUGAGGAAAAUACAUCGACUGUGUUUAACUUUCCAUUGGAAACGAAAUUGAACGACAUUUUGUUGACAAUAUAUUUUCCAAAUUUAUGAAAAAGAAAUGUCUUGAAUCAUCUGACACUGCAGUUUUCUGAAAACUCACCAACAUUCUGAGAGGUUUGUUGAAAUUAUAGUUUUAAAUUCACAGUGGCAAUUCUGAGUUCCUGCAGUGACACAAUCCAUUCAGCAGAGACAUUCAGCAAAACGUGUACUGUGAUUUGCAGUGCAGCCGAUAAGCCUGAUUAUCUACGCCCGUUUGACAAAUGCAAUAAAUAAAAUGUGGCAGGUAUAGAAAUUGUGUCCAUUCAUGUCUCACUGAUUUCAAAAUUUGUAUAUGACCGUUGUGAAAUAAAAAAAAUACAGUACAAA